Molecule: messenger RNA, 990 nt
Organism: Cucumis sativus (cucumber)
Lineage: Eukaryota; Viridiplantae; Streptophyta; Magnoliopsida; Cucurbitales; Cucurbitaceae
Product: receptor-like protein 52
Exons: 2
Coding region: 1-990 (329 amino acids)
Molecular function (GO): protein binding
Source: RefSeq, a predicted model, not a curated record
AUGGGCAGUCUCUACCAACAAGAACACUCUGUUUUACUCCGAUUGAACCACUUCUGGCAAAACCAAGCUCCCAUCAGCCAUUGGCUCACCUCCAACGCUUCUCAUUGUUCAUGGACGGAGGUUCAAUGCACCAACAACUCCGUCACUGGUCUGAUUUUCUCUUCCUACAAUUUGAACGGAACUAUCCCCUCUUUCAUUUGCGACCUCAAAAAUCUCACCCACCUUAAUCUUCACUUCAAUUUCAUCACCGGUACCUUCCCCACCACUCUUUACCAUUGUUCCAACCUCAAUCACCUCGACCUCUCGCACAAUUUACUCGCCGGGUCAAUUCCAGACGACAUCGACCGCUUGUCUCGCCUCGAGCAUCUCAAUCUCGGUGCAAACAGGUUCUCCGGCGAAAUUCCGGUAUCGAUUUCUCGGUUGUCGGAACUUAAACAACUCCAUCUUUAUGUUAAUAAAUUUAAUGGGACAUACCCAUCUGAAAUCCGAAAGUUGUUGAAUCUGGAAGAAUUGUUAAUAGCUUACAAUUCAAAUCUCCAACCGGCUGAAUUGCCUUCCGGUUUAUCGAAGUUGAAGAAGCUGAGGUAUUUAUGGAUGACAGAUUCCAAUUUAAUCGGUGAAAUUCCUGAAUGGAUCGGUAAACUGAGGGAUCUUGUGAUAUUGGAUUUGUCGAGGAACAACUUGACUGGGAAAGUCCCCCACAGUUUGUCUAAGUUGAAGAAACUCAGAAUUGUGUAUCUGUUCAAGAACAAUCUCACCGGAGAAAUUCCUGAAUGGAUUGAAUCCGAAAACAUCACCGAAUACGACCUGUCGGAAAAUAAUUUGACCGGUGGAAUUCCAGUAAGCAUGAGCCGUAUUCCGGCAUUAUCAAACGUUAGAUUGUUUAGUUAUAUGAUCCUUCAAGGUUUUCAAUUUACUGCCAAUAAAACCACCGGAAAUAUGUGCUCCGGCGGUAAAUUGAUACAACCCGAAGUUCGAAUUACAGAAUGA